GCCGCUCUGGGCACUUGAUUACUUCCCCGUGACUAAUUCCUUGCUUCAGGCCAGCGGCGCUGAACACUCCAACUAUUGUCAUUCGGCCCCGUACCACGUACCGACUGCAACGCGUUUGAUCUCCCGCUAGAUCCUGAUCAACAAAAUCUUGCAACGUACCUGUUCCGAGGAUGUUCCCAAUUUUUGAAACAUUUGAGAACAGUCCACCGUCGGAGAUCGAUGAACAGGUUGUUGACGCUUUGCGACUCCUAGAUUCAAUCGAUCAUGGACCUUUGCUGGAUAUGGAACCUGAAGAGAAGAGGCUGCUCUACAAGAGCGAAAUAGAACGAGACUUCAGAGAGGUCUUUGAAGAGCUUGAUUCGGACGAAGCUUUUGAGGUCUGUAAGCAAUUUCAGGAGUAUAGACUCAACCGUGAUCUGGGGCUCCCGAUAAAGGGAAUUUAUCAAAAAAUGAAAUCCGUGGAGAUAAGUGAAGAGAAAAGGAGAAAGUUGGUAGCGAUUUUGGUCUUCCACCAUGCUGUAACGUUAAAACAUGGGAAAAUGGGAUGCUUUUAAAGAAAUGAAUACAUUUACAAUAGCGGAUAUUUUAAG
Penicillium brasilianum is the source of this 590-nucleotide messenger RNA. Lineage: Eukaryota; Fungi; Ascomycota; Eurotiomycetes; Eurotiales; Aspergillaceae. The record is from the annotation of a GenBank genome assembly.